GGUGUGUUGGACCAAAAAAGAGGGUUAUGUCAUGGCAGCUCACUGCACUUGUAUGGCAGGGGAGGAGCGACCAUGCAGUUUGUAAUUUGGAGUUAUCAACAGUUCCUGAGAGUGAGUAUACUAACACAUAUCAUCAUGUAGAUGUAGAUAAUGCUAAAAGAAAUGUGUAUAUAGUAGAAAUAUUCAAAUAUCACAGAGACUUCCAUAAUGAGAAGAUAAGGCAAAUCUUUCAUUGUACUGUGAAGCUGGCCAACUUAUCCGUUCCUUUUACCAUUAACUCUAAAAUUGCUCCUGACUAUAGUACCUAUAAUGUAUACUCAUUUUUUGUUAUAUUUCAAUGUAGAUUGGGAGAGGUCUGCAGCCAUGUGGCUGCACUGCUGUUCGCAGUGGAGGCCUCCAGGUCUCUUCAGGAAAAACGGACGUCAUGCACCAGCAGAAAGGCCGUGUGGAACAAAUAUUACAAAGAUAAGGUUGAUCCACAAAGGGCUGAGGACAUGGACUUUUCGCACCCUAAACAUGGAGUCCAGAUCAAGAAGGCGCGCCGGAAGCCGCAGUGUGAUGUGCCACCACUCAGUGAAGAAGAGGCCGCUUCUGCUUUCUCACAACUGAGGAAGCUGUGUCCCACUGCCAGUGCUGUCAUUAAAGAGGAGGAGGACACAGACACAGCAUCAGAAGAUGAGUCAGAUGUCAACACAGAGACGCUUCCCCCUGUGGUAUACAGGUCUUGUCAUCCAGCCAAAGUCCCUGUUACUAGUGUUAGUGUAGACAGCAUCCUUGAUUGGAAUACAACGGUUUAUGACUUUUGAAACUGUGGAGGCAGAAACACUAAAUCUCAAAGCUAGAUCAGCAUUUUUGAGGCCUAGUCUCAACUUCAUGAGAGUCAUGAGUAUUUGAUCCUGCUGACACAUGGACUUUAGAGGAGCAAUGAAAUCACUAACAAGUCUAAACACAAA
Molecule: messenger RNA, 953 nt
Organism: Branchiostoma floridae (Florida lancelet)
Lineage: Eukaryota; Metazoa; Chordata; Leptocardii; Amphioxiformes; Branchiostomatidae
Exons: 4
Coding region: 27-806 (259 amino acids)
Source: RefSeq, a predicted model, not a curated record